CUCCAGUUGCCCAGUGCCGUUUGAAUUAAAUUCCUGAUGUGCGCCCCCUGUUUUGCUCUUGUUAUUUAAAUACGUUUCUUCUUUUUAUUGUUCAGUGCUCUUGUAGCUUAAGGUUUCCGGCAGGCGCUCUUCUUUGUGGACAUGCACAUUGCUUUCGCAUGCUUGCUUUGCUCAGUUCAUCAUUAUUGUUAUUAUCGACAUCGACAUCAUCAUCACAAUCAUCAGGAGAGGGGCAGCCGCGCAAACCAGAGCCAUGGAAUAAAACAUUUUCCUUCCUGAGUGUUUUUUUUUAUUAUUUCUGGGGAGAGAAAAAGUCGUGCAAGUGCGCGAAGGUGUCGGAUUUUAUGCCCCGCUGGAUAGCGUAUGUGGGCCGUUUUGCUGCACUUUUUCAGCCGUGGAUGCUGUGAGCGACUGCCGUUAACGUUAGCUGGGGGCUCCGUAGCGCAUUGCCGGAGGAAGAGGCAGCAGGAGGGGACUGAACUAAAAGACUUGCCUAUUUGGCAAUUCGGGACACAUGUUGAGCUAACACUGCUCCCGGUACCCCCCACCCCAACCCCCAUCCUCCUUUAAAAAAACCAGACUUAUUUAAUUUUUAUCGCUCGUUACUCUUCCAUAACGUUUUUUGGAGUUCACCUUCUACCUAAUAUAUUUUUCGCGAAACUAUGGAUCUUGGAAAAAUGGCCGUGAGCAUCAAUAAGGCCAUCAACACGCAAGAGGUUGCCGUGAAGGAGAAACAUGCCAGGACGUGCAUUCUGGGCACGCACCACGAAAAGGGCGCCCACACCUUCUGGGCCGCGGUCAACCGGCUGCCCCUGUCCAGCAAUGCCGUGCUCUGCUGGAAGUUCUGCCACGUCUUCCACAAGCUGCUGCGGGACGGGCAUCCCAACGUAAUAAAGGACUCCAUGAGGAACAAAGCAGACCUGUGCGACAUGAGCAGGAUGUGGGGACACCUGAGCGAAGGUUAUGGCAAACUGUGCAGCAUCUACCUCAAACUGCUCAUUACUAAAAUGGAGUUUCACGUCAAGAAUCCCCGUUUCCCCGGCAACCUGCAGAUGACAGACAAGCAGCUCGAGGAAGCAGGAGAGAACGAUGUCAAUAACUUCUUCCAGAUUACAGUAGAGAUGUUUGACUACCUGGAGUGUGAGCUGAGCCUCUUCCUGGGAGUUUUCAGCUCACUGGACAUGUCGCGCUCCGUAUCGGUGACGGCGGCGGGACAGUGUCGCCUAGCACCCCUCAUUCAGGUGAUCCUGGACUGCAGCCAUCUGUAUGACUACACCGUCAAGCUGCUCUUCAAGCUGCAUUCCUGCCUUCCAGCAGACACACUCCAGGGCCACCGGGACCGCUUCCAAGAGCAGUUCAAGAAGCUAAAGAGUCUGUUCUACCGCUCCAGUAACCUGCAGUAUUUCAAGAGGUUGAUUCAGAUUCCGCAGUUGUCGGAGAACCCGCCCAAUUUCCUGCGUGCCUCGGCUCUUUCGGAGCACAUCAGCCCGGUGGUGGUGAUCCCACUGGAGGCCUCAUCACCCGAGAGCGAGCAUGUCGUGGAGACAGAGGAGCUGGUCGACACGGACAUCCCAGUCCAGACGAGCACCGAGAGCAAAUUUGAUGAUGUCUUUGGGACCUCCUCCUCCUCGGACCCAUUCAAUUUCAACAGCCAGAAUGGCAUGUAUAAGGAUGACAGGGACUGCCUGAUCGAGCAGCUCACGCGGGAGCUACACGCCCUCAAGGAGGAGCUGGAGUCCUUCAAAAUGGAGAGUUCCCGGCUGUGCCAGUCCCUACGGAGCCGUGUAAACGAGCUGGAGGCAGAGCUGGCCGAGCAGAGCCACCUGAAGCAGCAAGCGUUGGGGGAAGGCGAGUUCCUGAAGGCCGAGCUGGAGGACCUGCGGCGGGUGAAGGAGGACACGGAGAAGGAGCAGCGCAGCCUGACCGAGAUCGAGAGAAAAGCACAGGCAAAUGAGCAGCGCUACACCAAGCUGAAGGAGAAAUACACAGCCCUGGUGCAGAGUCACGCUGACCUGCUACGGAAGAACGCAGAGGUGACCCGGCAGAUGACGGUGGCGAGGGCGGCCCAGGAUGAGGUGGAGAGCGUGAGGCGGGAGAUGCAGGAGAAGGUGAAGGCCGCCGAGGCGGACGUCCACCUGCGGGAGAAGGAGCAAGAGGAGCAGCUGGGGACACUGCAGAAGGAGGUACAGGCGAGCAGGGCGGAGCUGGAUAGGCUGAGGGAGACGGUGACCUCCUCACAUCAGUCGAGCGAGGUGCUCAGUUCCCAGGUCUCGGCCCUGGAGGCAGAGAAGUCGGGCUUGGCUGAGACAUUGGCGCGGAAGGAAGCAGAGCUUGCGGGCCUGGGGGAGGAGCUGCAGCGAGUGCAGAAGAGUCUGGCAAGCGAGCGGGAGAGCGGUGUGAAGGUGGCGGAGAAUCUACAGAACCAGCUCAACGAGAAGGAAAGUCGGGAGCAGGCUCUCGAGAGCCAGCUGGUGGCAGCACGCUGGGCCGCUCUGCAGGGGGCGCUGGAGGAGGCCACACGCAUCGUGCAGGACUCCCUCGCGGGCCUGGAUGACCCGGCACACAUCAGCUGCACCAGCUCAGCCGAUUACCUCAUGUCCAGGACUGAGGCCGCCCUCGAAUGUGUGGACAGACUCCAGGCAGCCAGAGAUGUCUAUGUGUCCAACAGCACAGAUGUGGCAGAGAUUUUGCGGGCAGUGGCCCAGUUCGGCCACCAGGUCAGUGACACCAUCAUGCAGGGCGGUGCCACAUCGCACAUGUUAGCGGUGGAGCAGGCUGACUCUCUGGCGGAGGACGUGAAGGCCUGCGGGGCGGAGGCUCUGGAGCUGCUGGGCCAGCUGAAGGAGCAGGGCACCUUGGGCACUGCUGACGGCACCACGCUGAGGGCGGUGCUGGGCCGUAUCAAGACCACCGCUGAGGACCUGCGGCCUCGUGGGCUAGAGCUGCAGCAGGGAGAGCUGGGUGACCUGGUGGAGCAGGAGAUGGCGGCCACCUCCGCUGCUGUGGAGUCUGCUGCUGUCAGGAUUGAGGAAAUGCUGAACAAGUCACGAGCUGUCGACACGGGAGUGAAGAUGGAGGUCAACGAGAGGAUCCUGGCAUCCUGUACAGAGCUAAUGCAGGCUAUCAAAGUCCUGGUGCUGGCCUCCAAAGAUCUCCAGAGGGAUAUCGUUGAAAGCGGCAGGGGGGCGGCGUCGAUGAAGGAGUUUUAUGCCAAAAAUUCCCGCUGGACAGAAGGGCUCAUCUCAGCCUCGAAGGCAGUGGGAUGGGGCGCCACAAUGAUGGUGGACGCGGCCGACCUGGUGGUGCAGGGAAAUGGCAAAUUCGAGGAGCUGAUGGUCUGCUCGCACGAGAUUGCAGCCAGCACAGCGCAGCUGGUGGCCGCAUCCAAGGUGAAGGCUGACAAGGACAGCGCCAACCUGGCACGCCUGCAGCAGGCAUCUCGCGGGGUUACCCAGGCCACCGCCGGCGUCGUGGCUUCCACUAAGUCCGGAAAAUCACAGAUCGAGGAGAAAGACACGAUGGACUUCUCCAGUAUGACCCUGACUCAGAUCAAGAGGCAAGAGAUGGACUCACAGGUGCGGGUGCUGGAGCUGGAAACGCGGCUCCAGAGGGAGCGAGAACGUCUGGGAGAGCUGAGGAAGAAGCAUUAUGAGCUGGCGGGUGUGGCCGAGGGCUGGGAGGAGGAGCAGAGCACGGGCUGAGAUCUGCCUGCCCUGACGCCCAUCAGCGCCGGCCCUGCUUCUGCCAUAUUUUACCGUUUUUACACACCGUCUGUUUCCGUUUUUCUUUUGUACCUUGCUUCAGUUUAUAAGCCAAAUACGAAGGUGCUCUUUUUUCACACACCACCCUCCCACCCCCCACCAACAACAACAACUAUGGCCCAUGGAAGCUUUACAAGACAAGCACAGCUGGUGGGCUUCCGCGUGCAGCCCAGGGCUCGCCUGCAGUGCCCUCUGCUGGCCUGCUCACGCAAUCGCAGGCUUGUUCUCCACCCGGCUCCCGCUUAUUUAUUAGCUCGCAUGCUGCUUUUCCUUUAUUAUUGACUCUGUGGAUGUCGGCGCCAGUCUCGCUCCUGACGACCCAAGCUGCCAUGGGGCCCAUUUCACUGUGUAUAUCCUGAACCCCGCCCCCCCCCACCCCAGUUCUCUCCAAGCACACUCAUAACCUUCACCAAGUACCCCACCCGCAAACUAUAAGUAGCCCGGACUCACAGACUGCACCCCCACCCCCCAGCUACUGUGAUCAGAAUGUGACUGACACCCUCCCCAUUUCGUCCUUGACGCAAACACACACCAAACCCCCCUCGGCCCAAACAGAGGCUGCCUCCCCCCCAGUGUUUGCGUGUGCUGGUUUAUUUCUGUAUUGCACACUAAUUUCGCCUUGUGUAAGUACGGUUCCGCUAGAAGGCGUUCCCACAGGGCGGGGUCGGUCGGAGGGCUGCAGCAUCGCCCCCCCUUGUGGCCGUCUUUGCUGUGCGUCCUGUGUUCUCUGCUGCUCUCUCUCUUUCCCUCGAUCGUCUGCCCUGCUGCCCAGACGUAGCUAGCUGCUUGAAUACUGUUAUAGACCCCAGCGUUCUAGUCGUGCACCCGCAGGAAUCACUCUGGGUUCAGCUCACAUUUCACACAAAGCCCAAAACCUGGAUAGAACUCGAUGCUUCCGGGAUCAGGAUCAGUGUAAGCGGCCGUUGCGUAUCUUCCAUCAAGUUCAACCAAAAUGUCCUGGACUUUCAAUACCCUGAAUUGCAAAGAAGGAAUUCUGCUGUUCGCUGUAGUGUCAGUGGCCACAUCCGGGCUGGUGGUGUCCAAAAAUGUAUGUGCUGUUUUCCUUUUUGUAAUAUUUCUCUUUGCGCGCAUACAGCAUUAAGUCAAGCAGAUUGUGUUGCUGCGAUUAUGAGAGAAGUCAGUGCCUUUGCAGGGAGGGGAGACUCAAAGCCUCUACUGAGAAAAAUUGAAAAAUCGGAGUGGAUACGGUCUUUCUUUGUUUUUCCUUUUCCCCCACCACUCAUAAUUUGGGAUCGUAAAAGGUCCAAAUGUGGUGCUGGUUACAGAAUUGGGGUGGGUCCCGACUCUGACGCCUACCCUUACCCGCCAGCCUGUGUGGAGGCACCGUAGCGCCGUAACGUUCAGAUUCCCAAGUGACUCAGCAGUUUUCCCACAGACGUCCGUGGUUCGGUGACCACGCUGGGCAGGUCCCGCCCCUCAGCGUGCGUAAGCCUAUCAGAUAGCUGGCAAUCAUCAGUCGCCACGCGGAAACCCGUCGUUUCUUCACAGCAGCCAAUGACUAUUUCAAACUGUUAGCACAACAAUGAUGGGUUCUAGGUGGCUUCGAUGAGUAGACCUCUGAGAGGCGGGGCCUUGUAGCAUUUUCCAGCCAAUUACACUCAGGCACAUUCAGGCCCUGCCCACCUCAACCUUUUGCCAAAACUGAUAGGUGGACAGAUGUCACAUGGUCAACAGCUCGGCAUGCUGUCACAUAAACAGAGUAUCUGCUCUUGUCAUUAAGACCAGCUCCAUUGGUGAGAGCUGUGUCUUCUGGUAGGCCAGUGUUUUGCUUUGAUAAAGAAUUUUUUUUGUAUGUCAUUUCUGUAUGUGUGUGAGUGCUGUGUGAGGUUUUGAGUGGGUCUGUGUGUGGUGUACACACAUUGUACAAUUAAACUUCCUGAUUCUCCUCGUUCUGUAGCACUGCCUUAGUCAGUAGGUGAAGUUGUAACACUGAGUAUUUUAUUAAUUCCUAUGUUAAUAUUCCAAUGUAUUCCUGGUAUUAAACUUCCUUGAUUUGUGUCAUGUGACCAGCCAGCCAGCCUCUCUGCUGCCUCUUUCACUUUAGACGCGAAAGAAACACUUUAAUAAUGUUUCAUUAAUAAAACAUCACAAAAUUAAGAAAAAAUAUCUUUGUACCAUAUACUAAAAUGUUCCUUUGUUUUUAAUUAAAGCAAUGAACUAUUGAA
Molecule: messenger RNA, 5947 nt
Organism: Brienomyrus brachyistius
Lineage: Eukaryota; Metazoa; Chordata; Actinopteri; Osteoglossiformes; Mormyridae
Gene: hip1
Product: huntingtin interacting protein 1
Exons: 31
Coding region: 663-3701 (1012 amino acids)
Biological process (GO): clathrin coat assembly; endocytosis; actin filament organization
Cellular component (GO): extrinsic component of postsynaptic membrane; actin cortical patch; presynapse
Molecular function (GO): clathrin-cargo adaptor activity; phosphatidylinositol-3,5-bisphosphate binding; clathrin light chain binding
Source: RefSeq, a predicted model, not a curated record